UCCAGAUGCAAAGACAGCCGCUCUGAACAGCCUCGUGGAACGUUCAGCGAUUGGCCAGAACGCUAAUGAGCCGCGCUCACGAGGAACGCGAUUGGACCGCUGGCGCGUCAAUCAAGGCGAAGUCUCCUCCCCUUUCAGCAGGGUCGGGUGCGCGCGGAGCAAGCCCACCCCGAACACCUCCAGCUGCCCAAACAGAAGACGCAGGAGGAGUAGAGGGCUCGGACAUGGGGAGAAAUCAGCACUGGCCCGUCUGAUAGAGAUCGGUGUUUUUUAUUUAUUAGAAAAAAGAAAAAAAAAAAAACCGAGAGGCCUUAGAAAAAAAAAAUAAUAAGGAGAGAAAACCCAUCCCUGGCACAAAGCUGGACAUAAAUCAAUGGACUGAAUGAAGACUGCCUAUACCGCCUAUCGAUGCCUGGCCAAGGAUUUGGAUGCGUACGCCAUGAACCCAGAGAUGACAAUGGACAUUGGCAACCUACACGCUGGACUAAGCCAUGAGCAGGACUUGAUGAGCAGCCACAGCCCCCAUCACAACCGCAACCCGGGGGCUUCGUUACGGAUACACCAGGAUCUGAGCGUGGCGCCGUCGCGCUCCGCGAUGGUGUCCAGUAUGGCAUCGAUUCUGGACGGCGGCGGUGGUGGCGGCGGCGGCGCGGGAGGAGAGUACCGUCCGGAGCUGUCUCUGCCGCUCCAUCACGCCAUGAGCAUGCCGUGCGACACCUCCCCGCCCGGGAUGAGCGGAACGUACACCACGCUGACCCCGCUGCAGCCCCUGCCGCCCAUCUCCACCGUGUCCGACAAAUUCCACCAUCCGCACCACCACCACCAUCACCACCACCACCAGCGUCUCUCUGGGAACGUGAGCGGCAGCUUCACUCUCAUGCGGGACGAGAGGACUCUACCAGCCAUGAACAACCUCUACAGCCCCUACCACAAAGACAUGAGCGGGAUGGGGCAGAGUUUGUCCCCUCUGGGCAACGGCCUGGGCUCGAUCCACAACGCGCAGCCCGCGCUCCACAACUACGGCGCGCACGGCCACGACAAGAUGCUGAGCUCCAACUUUGACGCGCACACUGCCAUGCUGGCCAGAGGGGACCAGCACCUCUCCAGAGGCCUCGGUGGCCCCGCGGCUGGGAUGAUGCCGCAUCUCAACGGGAUGCACGGGUGCCACCCUCAAUCCCACGGGCCCGUGUUGGCUUCCAACCGGGACAGACCGCUCUCCUCCUCCUCCUCCUCCGGAGCGCCGGGCUCGGGCUCGGGUCAGCUGGAAGAGAUCAACACGAAGGAAGUGGCGCAGCGAAUCACGGCCGAGCUCAAGCGCUACAGCAUCCCGCAAGCCAUCUUCGCGCAGCGGGUGCUGUGCCGCUCGCAGGGCACCCUGUCCGACCUGCUGCGGAACCCCAAACCCUGGAGUAAACUCAAGUCCGGCCGCGAGACGUUCCGCCGCAUGUGGAAGUGGUUACAGGAGCCCGAGUUUCAGAGGAUGUCGGCCCUUCGGCUUGCAGCGUGCAAAAGAAAAGAGCAGGACCCGAGCAAAGACAGGAGCAAUACACCAAAGAAAUCGCGGCUGGUUUUCACGGACCUGCAGCGAAGAACACUUCUGGCCAUUUUUAAAGAGAACAAGCGUCCAUCCAAAGAAAUGCAGCUGACCAUCUCGCAGCAGCUGGGACUGGAACUGAACACUGUAAGCAACUUCUUCAUGAAUGCCCGGAGACGCAGCCUGGACAAAUGGCUGGACGAGGGAAGUCCGGGCAACACGUCGUCCACCUCCAGCACUUGUACCAAAGCGUGAUCCCGGAGGGAGGGAGGGAGGGGGGUGGGAAUGCGGGACGAUGGAUGAGGGUCCCUGCACCGGGGAGGGUGCAAACUUUUUAAGAGGAGAAAAUCGUUCCGAGGGGCAAUGAAGGGAGAGAGACUGCUUACCGGCUCACUGCUUACAGUCAGAGAAACACACAAAUCCAAAGAGCGAAACGUCAGGAAAAAACACUGCUUGCUUUCUCUUCUCCGGUCCGAAGCAAGAAUCAUUCAUCAGGAAUGAAAAAUUAAAGCAAAUCCAAACAUUGUUAACUUUCCAGUUGGCUUUGAACUGAAGAGAAGACAAAGGGUUUGCAUCAUUUCUCAUCUGCAUUCACUCUAAAUUAGCUUUGAUUUUCAUUUCCUGGAGUGUGUGUGUGUGUGUGUGUGUGUCGAGAUGUUUUAAACUAUAAGGGUGAAUCUCAUAAACACGUGUCGAGGUCACAUGUAAUUAAAUGCAAAUUUUUUGUCUUAUUUUCCAGAACAAAUAUCUAAACAUUCUUAAAUCAAGAUAAAACAAGACAAAAUAUCUGCCAAUGCAGUCAGAAAAAAAAAUGAAUUCGAAGAAUUAUUUCAAAUAUAAUUAUAAUGAUAAAAUUCACAUAUAUAUAUAGUGAAAUAUGACAGAUUUUUUGUGAGAUUCACCCCUAACAGCACAGGUUUAAGUUGGUAUUGGGUUUUUCUAACACACUGAACCUGGUUUCACCUAGAAAAACGCCUGUCAGAAGCACAAAGCACAACAAACAUGAAGGACACACAGAUCUCUCACACCGUUAUUGGCCGGCUGGGUUUGUGAGCACAAUCCUGAAGCACAUUAAAUUUGCAAUAGAACAGGGGCUGGACCACACCGAUUGUUCUUCUUUGGUUUAAAAAUAACUCAGGAUGAUACAGCCGAAGAAUGAGCUUCUGUCUCUCAAACACACUUAAUGAAAUGACAAACACACACACACAUCAGCUUCAUGUUAUCACGACUGUAACCGUAUUAUGCUAAGAAACCAAACUGGCAUUGGUGAUCAGGGCCUUUACAAGAGUUUAAGAGGACAAUCUCCACACCAACGCCUACCAGUUUAGCUUUCCAAAGGUUCUGUCCAUUUCUCUUCUCUCUUUCUCUCUCAAAGCCUCUUCACUUUACUGAGCUCUUUCAUAUACUCAUCUCAAAUUCCAUCACUCAUGCUCAUUUAUUAUUGAACCGAGAGCCGGUAAGCAGUUCUCUCCUGGGUUACGCUUGAGGGCCUCUUCGGAUCGCUCAAAACGGACACUAAAGACUUUUUCUAUUUAUUGACAAAUCGACACCAAAGAAACUUUUUCUGCACCUAACUGUUCUGCAAACAAAGGACAACAAAGGAAAAAAACAACCAAAAAAAAAAAAAAAAAAAACUGCAACAAAGAUGACAAAGCGAGGAACGCCGAGCCGGCGUCUUUGUUGUGUUCGGAUCGGUGGAGACAUUGGAAAACAGGAAGCAGAAUGGGAUUGGAAGGGUUUUAAUGCGACGGAGCUCUUCCCACGGCAUCGGCGGCUCCCGCAGGCAGAAUAAUGCGUCUCUCAAACGAAGUUGAAGAUUGUCUUUAAUGUGUGCCUAUGCAGUUUUUUCAACCCAAAUGGAAAGAACAACAAGAACCUCAUCAGCUACAAUACCAAAGAUUCAGAGUUACUCCCGCCGCAAUCCCAUUCCCACAAUGCAUCGGUGCGGCGUUGCCUCUCUCCAAACAUGGGACGUCUAGGAUUCGGCUCUGCUUUGGUUGUUUUCCCCGUAGUCGCAUCCGUCUCAGCUAAAACUAAAGGUGUAACUCAGCCUGAUGGGCAUACCAAAGAUAAACACCUUUAAGCACAUGCAAUCCCAAGUAGUUUUGUUUUCAUAUCCCAACAGAUCAGUAUACCAAAGAGUUGCAAAUCUUCCAGCCAUUGUUGAACGCAUAUGCACGUUGUUUCCCAGCGCCGAAUCCCACGUUUCCCAUGUUUGAGAGAGCCGUUGGCGUUAUUGCAAGGCACCAAUGCAGCUGGUACAGAAUCCAUUAUAUUCCAACUGAAAAGCCAAUAAUCUGCCAAAAACGCUCACUUAAUUCUGUAGAGAGGAAACUGCAGACUGUAGGUCGAAUAGCUUUAUCCUUUAGGUUUCUCUCUUUAAAAGCUUCUAGUCCAAAGAUUCUCCAACGCCAUUUGGUUGGAGCUCCAUCUGCUCUUCGCGACAGUCAGGUCUUUAGGAACAUGGGCCAAAGAGCUUUUCUUUGCUUGUUUUAGUACUUAAAUUUUGCCAAUGCCUCUGUACAAUGUCUUACCCAGGUUUUGCAAUAUGUGAUUUAUUUAUGUAAUUUAUAUUUGCUAUGAUUGAACUUAAUUUAAGUUGCCAAAACCCCUCCCCCUUUAUCCUGAUUAGCUUGCCAAAGUUUACAUUUACUUCUUUUGCAUGUUGGACACCAUCAGACUUAUUUAUUUAUGACUAAAUGUGCUAGAAGGUUGUUGUUAUUAUUUUUUUCUUUUUCUUUUAAUCUUAAUUAUUUAAUGUUAUUUAAUUAGACGUAAUUGUUUGGAUGACUAUUAGUGCAUCAAAGAUGCAGUGAUUCUCUGUUAAUUUAUUAGUUAGCUUUACUUUAAAAAGCAAAAUGAAGGGUGUAUUUAAUUUUUCCUUAGAAAGAAUAAUUUUGGAAACGUGUUAGCGAUCAGGUUUUAGUUGCAAUUCACAUGUUUGUAUGUUUGUAUGUAUGUCAAGAUUUUAUGUAAAUCGUUUAGGUCCUUUUGUUGAUUUUCUUUCGAAUGAAAACAAUCUCGAUGUUAGCGUUCUGUCGAAGGACGAGCGCCGAAUUUCAAGCCUGAUGUUUUCGAGGUCGUAUACGGGGCCACACGUUAACGGAGAUCAACGCAGGACUCACCAAAGAUAAAACCCACGGACGCUGAGAGGCCGUUUAUUCAUUGCUUCACUCGUAGAAGGACAUAGAGGAAAAUCCCUUAAAAACUAGAAAAAGCUGCUUCCAAGACUGACUUGUGUGUGUGUAUAAAAGUCUUUCUAUCUCUAUAGUGAGAACCACAGAGGCUACCUCACUGAAUUUUCCAUUUGUAAUUUUAAUCGUGUUGAUGAAACCAAAGAUACCAAAGAUUUCUUUUUCUCGAGGACGGUCUGCGCUUGACGCCAUGCUUGGGAUAUUUUGAUAAUGCCACUCUCUCUUUCCACUCUUUUUUCUCUUCUUCCUCUUUCAGACACGAGUUCCUCCUUCUCCUCGGAAAAAUAAGUGCAAUGGAGCGGAUGGGACUCGAUGUCGAGCUGUAGUUUUUAGCGCUGUGCGGUUCUGAUCGUCCGUUACCGGUCAGAAUGUAAAAGACCUCGAUGCAAAAACCAAAUACUCCAAAAACUAAGAUCUGUUUGGCACAGAAACAUUAACAUCGUGUUUUCUAAUCAAACGCAAUCCACAUAAUGGGACAUAAUAUUGAAAUUGAUGGAAAUUCGUAUGUAUUUUACGAGGUAGCUAAAUCGUACGAAUUCGUGCGAUCUCACUCGUACAAAUUCGUACGUUUUUUUGCAAAAUCGUACGUAUUUUACGAGUUGCCAAUUUCGUAUGAAUUCGUACGAAUUACCUACCGCUAACCUCACCCUUAAACCUACCCAUCACUGGGUUUUAGACAAAUUAGGUCGUGAGAUAGCAUUGUAAUGUUCAGAUAUUUAAAAUUAUGAUGGUUUGUUUUAGUCAAUGCAGCUCUCGGUGCAGUAUUUUCAAUCAUAUGCUGCAUUCCAUUUAUUUUCGAAAAACACUGAAAAGUACAAUUUCAAAAAAAAUUCCCUCAACAAACUUAGUAAAUUUUGAAAAUAAUUAUGGCAACACAUUAAAUUAAACAUGAAUUUUGAAGUCGAAAGACUGAAAUAGCUAGUAUUUUCUUGUAAACAUAGUACAAUAAUCUUGGAAAACUGCAAUAAAAUGCCACUUUUGCAAAUAAUUAUAAUAAUUAUGGCAACACAUUGAAUUAAACAUGAAUUUUUGAAGUCGAAAGACUGAAAUAGCAUUUUCUUGUAAAACGUACAAAAAUAAUCUUUUUUUUACAACUUUGAAAACAUUUUUUUUUUUUUUACAGUGUACCUACUUGGAAAUGUGCAAUAAAAUGCCACUUCAUACUUAGAAACUUGUACAACUGCACUGCAAAAAUUAUUUUCUUCAUCAGCAUUUUUGUCCUGUUUUCUUAUACAAAUAUCGAAUUCAUAAAUCAAGAUACAUUUACUUGAGAAGCAAAUGACUUCAAAUAUCUGCUAAUGGCGUCAGAAAAAUAAACGAUGCAAAGGGAAAACAAGAUUAUUUUUCUGACUCCAUUGGCAGAUAUUUGUUCUUGUUUUAAGCUUAAACUCACUUGUUUAGAUAUUUGUACUGGAAAUCAAGACAAAACACUGAGGAAGAAUUUUUUUUUUUUUUUGUAGUGUAGUCAGCAGGCUACCGUUAAGAUGAACCUGAUAGACAUACACAUGUAAGCAAAUAAAAUACAUCAAUUCGUUCUUACACCACAUGUUGAUGAAACCGGUUUGGCAAACCUUAUUAAGAAGAAAUAUUCCACUGUUUAAGCCAGUUAAAAUAAACUUUCUCAAAAGAUCUAAAUCCAUUCUGUUAAAAACAACGUUGGUGUUUCUGUGCACGACAAACUCCAAAACCAAAGACCAACGAAUCAUCUCGUACCAGACCGAAGAGAAUGAUAGGGACGACUUUUAGGAAAACACGGCUGUUGUCGGCAGCUAAAGACACAGAUGGGAUCGUAUUGAUCCGUUCUGCUGCAGGUCGUACAUCAUUCCGUCCUGUUGGAAAAGUAACACAUUUAGGUUACUUGUGAAAAACUAGAAUCUGUUAACAGGGACACGAGCGUGUCACGUAUUGAUCGGCCGGUCAUUAGGUCAAUAUUCUUAGCAGUGAUUCUGUAUUUAUGAUGUGGAAGAAAUCUGAUCCCUCCUCAGUUUGUCUUGUUUUCCUACGAAUAUCUAAACAAUCUUACUUGAGAAGCAAAACUACUUUUUUUUUUUUUUAAUUAAUCGAUGCCCCUGAUGGAGAAAAAAAAAAAUGAGAUGGGAGGAAAAAUUAUAUUUCAAUGCUUUUGCAUUCUCUCGCAAAUGUUUAGCGUUCCCCGAGAAACGUUGCGUUCGCUCGCAAAUCUUUUGGGAGAACGAAUGCAAAGUUUCUCGGUUAAACGCAAAACUUCUGCAAGAGAAUGCGUCAGAAAAAUAAUCUAGUUUUCCCUUUAAAUUAAGGUUAUAUUUCUGACUCCAUUGGCAGAUAUUGCUUCUCCAGUAAAUGUAGGUUAUCUUGAUUUAAGAUAGAUAUUUGUACUGAAAAACAAGACAAAAGUACUGAAGAAGAACAUAAUUUGGUUACACUUUAUUUCAAUGGUAAGAGGCCGAAAAUAAAGUGUUACCAAUCAUUUUUUUUCAGUGUGCAUUGAUUAAACCAAAACAGAUUCUCUCCAAAGUCAUAUUUAAACAUUUAGAGCGCUUUUGUUGUAAAGUAUGAGAUAUUGUUGGAUGAGUGCCUUGCUUGAACCAAAGCGAAGUUUCGACCUCUCUGUUUCUUCUUCUGUUAGUACCUCAGCGACAGGAAAAACCCGGCAAACGCGGGUGUUAUGGUGCUUUGCAAUGCAAUCCUGCAAAGAACAAAGACUAACUAUACCAAAGGCUUUCUAUACUUCUGUUCUCUCUCCUCUUUCCUCUCCUUUGAAUGGUUGCAAAGCUUUAAAAAGAAAAAAGAAAAAACCCCGGAGCAUGUCGAGGGCGCAGACCGUGCUUUUCUUACCAAAUUUUUCUCGGAUAUACCUCAUAGAAGAUAGUGUUAGGGUAUUGUUAUUAUAGCGUAUGUAUUAAAUUAUUCACUUACUCUUAUUUUUUAGUAACUGUGACUUAAGACAAACCAAGAAAAAAAGCUUUAUACAUCUUAAGUUGUGAUUUUUGUAAUAGCUGAGGUUCGCUUACCAAAAACACAAUGCUUGUCUUUUUCUCUCUUGUUAAUGUGACAACUUUCACAAUUUCUUUGUGGUGCAAGUUUUACGAAAUUCUGAUUUUAUUUUUUUGUGAAGGGUGGCUCAUAUUCUCAACAAGGAUAUUAUUUUUGGAUUUGGAAAGGUUGGUUGCUAGAAUGAGCCUCGAGUUUACAGUUUUCAUACGCUUCUGUUGUACAGUCCGCUUCGAUUUCAUUUACAACAUCCAUUUCUCUUUCAAUUCUUUUCUCGUUCUGUGUGGAAAUGUAGCAUUACAGCCGUCAUUCAAUGCCGUAGCCUUGAUUUAUGCAUGAGUAUCUUUACGGUUCUAGCUAGCGUGUAAUGCAUUGUCGUUAAAUAGCUUUUAAGUUCUGGAUCCGUCUCAUUUUCAUUUUUUUUUAAACUGAGCCUCAUUUUUUGCAUGUUGGCCUGAUCUAAUUCUUGAAGAGUUCAUCUCAGAUGUGUAUAGAAACAUCGUGCACUUGAUCAGUUCGGUUUUCGAUCGCACCGUGAAAAUAAGUGAAUCAGAUUUACCCUGGUAAACAAACUGAUCGCUUUCCAUUUGAACGAAUCUUUCUGAUCAAGUGUAGCGUGACUGUUAAUCUUCCAUUAUCUCAGAAACAGAAACCCAUCAGCUGUAUCCCAUGUGUGUUUGGACUAAAUUUUGACUCGCAAAUUGUCAGAUAAGAGUUAUCGGUCUGUACUGAAUCAUUCUGCUCUAGAUGUGUCUACCAAUCCUGUCCAAAAAUACAACAGCUAAACAUCCUCAAAUACAGGAUGAAAUGUACCAGACAAUCUUCUAAUAAAGUAAAACACUUCACUCUUUUGAGAACGAAAGUCCACACAGACGUUGCAGGAGAUAAAGUGAGUUUUGACGUCUUGUGUUUUCAAAUGAAGGAAAUUCCAAAGAUCGCGUAUAACUGGAUGUAACGCUUGAACCGACCGAGGGAUAUUAUGGACUGUAUUCCAAAGAUCUGCUUUGAAAAUGGAUUGGAAACGGAUUCUUUUCUUUUUCAGUUUCAUCAUUUGACAUUUUGUUCAUUUGUUGAUUUGUUAAAUCAUUAUAUUCAUGUAAAAAAAUGGAUUUUUGUUGUUGGAAUCACAAGAGAAAAUUGAUCAAAUUUUAGUUUUGCAUUCAUGAUCAACGUCUUUGAAACAUUCAAAGUACAUGUUCUUCCACAAAAUGUUUGACCCAUAAAUAAAGAGAACAAGUGAUUUUAUUCCGAAA
This is a messenger RNA of Ctenopharyngodon idella (grass carp), 8951 nucleotides long. RefSeq names its product one cut homeobox 2 (gene onecut2). Gene Ontology annotation, molecular function: DNA-binding transcription factor activity, RNA polymerase II-specific; RNA polymerase II cis-regulatory region sequence-specific DNA binding. The record is from RefSeq and is a predicted model, not a curated record. The transcript is spliced from 2 exons. Gene Ontology annotation, biological process: regulation of transcription by RNA polymerase II. Lineage: Eukaryota; Metazoa; Chordata; Actinopteri; Cypriniformes; Xenocyprididae. The coding region runs from base 383 to 1789 and encodes 468 amino acids. Gene Ontology annotation, cellular component: nucleus.